Molecule: messenger RNA, 4128 nt
Organism: Colletotrichum lupini
Lineage: Eukaryota; Fungi; Ascomycota; Sordariomycetes; Glomerellales; Glomerellaceae
Exons: 7
Coding region: 1-4128 (1375 amino acids)
Source: RefSeq, a predicted model, not a curated record
AUGUCUCGUCCUCAAACUCCAACGCACGAUGUGUACAACGACCCUGACGCCUACGAGCUGCAAAUUGCUAUUGACCAGCUAGCGGCUGGGUCAUCGGAAGCACUGCGACUAUACCUAGCCCGCAAAAACGGAAUCGAUCCCGCUACGGCAUCACUGAGUUCAUCGCCCUUCGCAGUGAGCGACGAUCCGAACGUCACGUACGCAUACGCCGGAAAACUGGACAAUACCCAGGCGCCAGGAGAUGAGCAAAUGCACGACCCCAGCGCAGAGCCUCAUAAACCGGAUGUCAUGUUCGAGGACACAGAGAUACCUUUUGAAUAUGAGCCGUUAGACCCUGAGCUUCGACGAAUUCGCCUUCUGAGACUGGGUGCCGCUGACGAGGAUGGCAUUAUACGCGAACUGCGGGUCGAAACCUUUUACCUGGAUGAUGCUCCCCCUUAUUUUUGUCUCUCGUAUGUUUGGGGAACCCCCGAGCGAUUUCUCGCGGUGAACUGCAACGGGAAGAUGAUCUCUGUAACGCAGAAUCUUUACCAUGCGCUACGAACUUGCCUCAACAGGCACCCCACCACGUGGUUCUGGGCCGAUGGUAUUUGCAUCAAUCAGGACAACAUUGUAGAACGAAGUCAACAGGUUCUGCUCAUGGGAAAUAUCUAUAAAGGUGCAAAGCUGGUUCUUGCUCACCCUGGUCACUACCAAUAUGAGCGCCGCAAGCCAGAAGACGUUAACAACAGGGAGGAAACCACGUUGGAAGACCGCAUGGGAGGUCUGGGAGUUCAGGACAUGAUGAGCUUCGGCAUGGAUGACUCAGUCAAAGAUGAAGUCACGGCAGAGUUUGAGAAACCAUAUGGGCUAUCGGACUUCACCCUGGAGCCUGUGGAUGAUGCCUACAGCACCGAAAGUGUCCAAGGUGCCAUCAGUAUCAUGACAUUCAUGACUCGCAUCUGGGAAGAUCAACGCCGAGACAGCAUCAUGUCGGACAUAGAAUGGGACAAGGUCGGUCUCCCAGAUACGGAAACGGAAGAGGGCCGGGAGACGUGGAACAAGUUGGUUCGUUUCUGGGUGACUGAUUGGUACUUCCGCACAUGGAUCCUGCAGGAGGUCAUUCUGGCACCAAAGGUUGUCGUGCUCUACGGUACAGCAGCGAUCAGCCUGGAAGCAAUCACGGAUUUCUGGGACCUUGCGAGAAUUCAUGGCCUUCCAAGGCCACUUAGGAUCGGCAUGUAUGCUGAAGUUUUCAGUAUGAUUAUGCAUUUGAGUCCCGUAAGCUCCUUCAAGUUGCUACGAGACCGCAGGCAAGGAUUCGAGACAUCUCAAACAGUUGAUGAUACUGAGAAUGUGGAGGAUGAGCCUGUGGAAAGUGGCUCUCCUCUCAAUCUCCUUGAGUUGCUUUGUCUGACGAGGAAUAACCUGGCGACGGAUGCGAGAGACAAAGUGUAUGGACUUCUUGGACUCACUGACGACCCUGUCGCUCAAGUCUUCACUGAGGUGGCGAGACUUAUGAUCGAAGCUGGUCGCGGCAUUGACCUUCUACACCACGCCGGCAUCAAUCAAGGUGUCCCAAACCUUCCUUCCUGGGUGCCUGAUUGGACAGUACAGUCGCGUUCGACUUUAUCGACUCAGCUGUAUCACUGCAUGCCCAAAACGUCUCCCAUGAUAUCAAUAUCGGCCCCGGGAGAAGCUCCAAGACUGACUCUACGAGGCAUGAUUCUAGAUCGAGUCAAUUUCGUGGGGCCAUCAUGGAAAUAUUACACCCAUAGUCAGACUGAUCACAUGUUCAACAUUUUCGAGAGCGCUCCAGAUCUCGAAAUUCCAGCGUUCAAUGACGAAGAUUCUCGAAACUUCAUCCUCACCUUUGCGACUAUUGCGACUCAAGACGACCUUAAAGAGCGAUAUAUCGACGAGGCUCUUGAUGACGCGCUUGUGAGAACCCUAGCGAUGGAUCGAUCAUGGCGGGGCGAAAGAAUUGGACCAAGAGAUAAAGAAGAGAAAGCAGGGACAGAAGACGCCAAGUUUGUUGUCACCGGAAAGGAAGGCAAUAACUCUCCCGAGCUAGUAUCGACAUCGAAAGAAUUCUUCGCAGGUGUGGACGCCUUCCGGCGCUUCUACGCUCAAGGACCGAAUGAAGAGAAUGACGAGCACGCGCCAGGUAUUCGCGUGCACCAGACGGCGAUAUUCAAAUGGCUGCUUGAUUUUGACGUCGACGUCGAGGCAGACCUCCAGAAACGCAUGGUCCCCUUCACUGUCCCUUUUCAAGAAGCUCAACGAGGGCGGCGAUUUGCGAUGAUCGGUACAAGGGAUGACAAAAAUGCAGAAGAUAUUGCAAAAGAUGCGGUCAUCUUGGAAGAGAAUCCCAGUAGGGCGGUAUAUAAGACAAAGUCUCUGGACCAUCAUUACAUGGGCACUGUUCCGUGGAAUGCCCAGGUUGAGGAUUACGUGGUACUCCUUGAGGGUUUGAGGACACCAUUCGUCUUGCGAAAAAUCCUCAAUGAUAUUGAGUCAGGCAGUGCAGACGAGUUCCAGAUCAUCGGCGAUUGCUAUGUGCACGGUAUCAUGGAUGGCGAGCUUCUGAAGCCGAUUGACAGUCUCAAAGGGAGGUUGAAGGCUGAGCAAGUCGGAGUUGACGCCAAGGGAGAAGAGUAUGCUAACUCUUUCAAGCUUCAGCUGUUCAAUGAAGCAUUUUACAAUGUUGGUGUUUCUGUCAUGUCAUAUUCGAAAUUUGGCGUCAGAGGUUGCACUUGCGAGGUCAAAUUGAAGAGAGCAGCAAAUUCGAUGUCGGGAGUCCAGAACAGUCAUUCUGUUCACAGUAGAAAGGGGCGCCUCAAUAUUUUGAAAUUAAGGCCGGGGUCUGAAAUUUGGUGUUUUCUUUUUCUCCGCGGAAUUAUUGCUAUCCUGCGGCGGGUCAUGCUCGAGAUCGGUUACCUCGGGAUGUUUUGCUCAUGUAUCCCCAAGUCCCAUCCAAUUGUUUCAGCCCGUUUAAGGUUUCAGUCUUUCCUGUUUCUCACCAAGAGGCUUUUGUUUACACGUCAAGACCUGUUGACAAGUGUGUUAUUCAAGUUCUCAGAUAUGGGUUCUUUCGAAGAGCGUAUCGACACCGCUGUGCGGGAUCGUGAUAUCCCCGGCGUCAUACUUCAUGCUCGAGACAAGUCUGGCAUCUUUCAAUACUCGCAUGUGUAUGGAGACAACCUGAAAAGCGCAACACCUUUGUCAGAUGAUAAUAUCCUUACUCUUGCCUCCGUCACAAAGCUUUUCACGACGAUCGCUGCCUUGCAGCUCGUAGAACGUGGUAUUUUAACACUCGACGGGGAUGUGGCCAAACACGUUCCGACUUUAGCACAGAAACCCGUCUUGACCGGCUUCACGGAUUCCGGCAAGCCCAUUGAGGUACAGCGCCAGAAGCCCAUCACUCUGCGACACCUUCUUACGCACAGCGCCGGCAACAGCUACGACUUCCUCAGCGAUGCGACGCGAGACUGGCAGUCCUUCCACGGCCUCAAACCAACUCGCGGGUCUAUCGUCGAGGAGCGCUUCGGGUACCCCCUGAACUAUGAGCCGGGAGAAGACUGGGCCUACAGUUGCAGCUCAGAUUGGAUGGGGAAGCUGAUUGAGAAUGUGUCUGGGAAGUCGCUUGAGCAGUAUAUGCGCGAAAAUAUCUGGGACCCGGUUGGCGCAUCAAGUUUCACGUUCAAUGUUGAGUCUGUCAGAUCAAAACUUUGGGGAAUGAACACCCGGGACAGGGACACAGGGAAGAUUAUCCUCCAUCGCGGAAGGGAGUUGAAUCAUGGAGUCACCGACUGUCUUGGCGGACAAGGGUCUUAUGGAUCGGCCCCCGAUGUCAUGAGAGUUUUGCAUUCGCUGCUGGUUGACGACGGAAAGCUACUGAGUCCGACAAUGACUUCCGAAAUGUUCAAGCCCCAGCUAUCAUCACAGGCUAAGAGCAGCCUGUUGAAGGCGAUGGAAGAGCCAGAGUGGGCAGUUGGCCACUUCCCUUCACCCAUACCGGCGGAACGCAACUCUGAUGUGGAGUGGUGCAUCAAACGUUUUCUAGUGGAUCGAUCGCCAAGCUGGGCUUUGUGGCUUCUUUGCGACACAAAUGCUCCCUGCGGCAGAGGAGGGAAUCUGUCGGAUUAG